AUGAUUGACGCAGGAGAAAUUGAUUUCGAUCCUCUAGAAACUCUCAAUGUUAUCACUGCUCCUAUGCCAAAACAUGACAAAGCAGUCAAUGCUGUUGACCAGGACUCUUAUGUUACUAACGUGAUGAGGCUGACUACUCCUCUCCCAGUUAUCAAGAAGAACUUGUUGCAAUCCGGUUUAUUUCCAGGUUGUGUUGAAGACUGUUACUACUGCUCGUCUCAGUCAAAUGGUUGUGUAAUGUUGAAGACUAGCAUUCAACGCUUGAUGGAUAAUCGAACGAUCUUGUUUGAAAGAAUGCCUUCUGUGGAAAAUUUGUGUGAAGAUCUAGCUCAGAAUUUGAAAUUCGAAGACGUGUCCGUGAUCUCUAAGACUCCUGUGAGAAUUCCUACCAAGGGUCCCAUAAGGAUCACUGCUGAGCCCAAGGUACCCUUGAUCAUUACCAAGCCUGGUCCAAUCCCGUACUCCUCUGACAAGGCUGUCCCCAGGAGUAAUGGCAAUGAUGUGUACAUCCAUGGUGUGAAACAAGAAGCCUUGAAUGAUGAGCCCGUCAAAGUUCCCAAUCCUAACAUUGACAAUAUCGUGGGGACCAGUAAGGUUACAAGAAGCGGAAGGAUUUUCUCCCCGGAAAUCUCUCCAGAUGCCAAUACCUCGACCCAAAUUCCUGUUACUGAAGAUGUCUCCCAAAAAGAAAUUGAUGAAAUUCUGAAGAUCAUCCGAAAGAGUGAUUAUGACGUGAUUGAACAGUUGGGGAACACUUCCUCCAAGAUAUCCAUGCUAUCAUUGUUAACUUGUUCUGAGGCUCAUGCUAAGGCUCUGAUGAAGUUUCUAAAAGCUGCGCACGUGCCACAAGAGAUUUUUGUUAAUCAAUUCGAGAACUGUGUUGCAAGCUUGACAACCAACAACUACCUGGGGUUUUCCAAUGAUGAUCUGACUCCCGCUGGGAAAAGUCACAAUAAAGCCUUGCACAUCUCCAUUAAGUGUAAGGGCACUACUCUGUCUCAUGUGCUGGUGGAUAACGGUUCCUCGUUGAAUGUGUUGCCUAAAAUGGUGCUUGAUAGACUUGAUUCUGAAGGGAUAAUGCUAAAACCCAGUGAUGUGGUGGCAAAGGCUUUCGAUGGGUCAAAGAGUACGGUCUAUGGAGAGGUUGAGCUCCAUAUUAGAGUAUGUUCUCAGACUUUCAACUCCUUGUUCUAUGUGAUGGAUAUUCAUCCCGCUUAUUCCUGCUUGCUUGGGCGUCCGUGGAUACAUGGGGCACGCGCUGUGACAUCUACUUUGCAUCAGAAGCUGAAGUACCCUGCAAAUGGCAAGAUCGUCACUGUACAUGGGGAAGAAGAAUAUGUGGUUGUCUCUGCUGCCAAGCACACCUCUACUGUUCCUAAAGUUACUAGGAUACCUUUGACAAUGGCUUCAUUGAUGGACGCCAGGGCUGUGGUUGAAGAAGGUGGUAUUACUUUUUGGGGCCAACUCAUUGACAUCCCCUAUAAGUUUGACAAGCUUAGGUUAGGAUGUACUACUGUAACUCAGAAAAGUAAUCAUCACACCCGUCCUGGAGGAUUAAUGUCUCACUUCAUCAGCAAGGGAGUCAAUGCUUUAGAAGAUGGUGAGAGCAACUGCAAUGUGGACAAGUGGAUCUUUCCUACACCUGACAAUGGGCUGAACAACUGGAACACUGAAGAUGUUAUCUCUAUCUCCUUCAACCAGGAAUUCACAUCCACUCUGGAUCCCAUUGAUAACGACUAUGCUAUUGCCAAAUAUGACUUUGAUAAUCCGAUCUACCUAGUUGAGGAUGAAGGCGAGGAAGAUUGUGAAGUGCCUAGAGAACUUGACAGACUGUUAGAGCAAGAAGAGACGACUAUACAGUCGUACGAAGAGCCGAUUGAAGUUGUGAAUCUUGGUACUGACGAAGAAAAGAAAUAA
Molecule: messenger RNA, 1917 nt
Organism: Vicia villosa (hairy vetch)
Lineage: Eukaryota; Viridiplantae; Streptophyta; Magnoliopsida; Fabales; Fabaceae
Exons: 3
Coding region: 1-1917 (638 amino acids)
Source: RefSeq, a predicted model, not a curated record